Messenger RNA from Arabidopsis thaliana (thale cress), 783 nucleotides. RefSeq names its product proteasome maturation factor. Bases 1 to 783 code for a protein of 260 amino acids. Gene Ontology annotation, biological process: proteasome assembly. The transcript has 6 exons. NCBI's taxonomy places the organism in Eukaryota, Viridiplantae, Streptophyta, Magnoliopsida, Brassicales, Brassicaceae. The record is from RefSeq and is marked reviewed.
AUGGAGCCUGCUCUUCCUUUGAAGAUGGACCUUGAUAGACCGAUUCUUCCUCGGUAUGGAAUGUUAGAUCAGUAUCAUUAUGAAAUAAUUCCUUUGAAUUCCGAUGCUUACUCUGCCAUUAGAUAUGAGAAUAGACCAACUGGCCCAAUUCCCUCGUUGAUGCUUGACCUUGAAGUCUACACAGGAGCUAUAGAUGAUUUUGAUUUUGAGGAUUACUUGAAUGUAUCUACUCCGCAGAUCCUCGAGAAUCCAAGAUGCUCAAACCAGUUGACUUCCACCACCACGUCAUGGAAGUUGGGGUUAGUCUCUCCAAAGGCCCAGCUUAACCAAGUUCCUUGUAGGUCAAAACAGUUUAUACUUUAUAAUGCCAUCAAAGUAUUGAAACUGGACUCUACUUGUAUGUUUGUGCAGCCUAACGCUGGGGAAAUGAUCCUUGCAGCGCCGUCAUCAAGUUCAGGGACCAAAACUCUUGUCGAAAGCUUCAACAAUAAGUCUGCGGAAACAGAGCCUAGUGAUGUGAAGUUAGGGCUGGACUUGGUGAGCUCUAUGAAGGAAGAGCUUGACCUCGGUAGAAACGCACCGAAGUACUUCAGAGUAGACUUCUCCCCGAAAGACCACACUGUCUGUCUCGAGUUUGGAAUUCUUAGUAGAGAGUUUAAUAGGGCACAUCUUAGAGAUGGUGACAAGGAAAAGUUUACUCUUAAAAAUGUUCAUAAAAGCAAGCAAGGUGAAGAGGCAUCUUUACCUACGCUCAUAAACCUGAACAAAAGAGACAUUAACUGA